This is a messenger RNA of Leptosia nina, 552 nucleotides long. NCBI's taxonomy places the organism in Eukaryota, Metazoa, Arthropoda, Insecta, Lepidoptera, Pieridae. The record is from the annotation of a GenBank genome assembly.
AUGUGGGGCGAUUCUUUAUUAAUAGUUUUUAUUUCUAUUUGUACAGCCCUCCUUGGAGAAGGACUAACCUGGAUUUUAGUGUAUAGAACUGAAAAAUAUCAGAAAUUAAAAGUGGAAGUUGAACGUCAGAGUAAGAAGUUGGAACGUCGAAAAGAAGCUCAUGGAGAUUCCUUAGAUAAACAACAUAAGAAAAAAAUUGAACGUGAGGAAGAGAGACUAAAAAAUAAUAAUAGGGACCUGUCUUUAGUAAAAAUGAAAUCGAUGUUUGCUAUUGGAUUUGCUUUCACAGCAUUGUUAAGCAUGUUUAACAGUAUAUUUGAUGGUAGAGUAGUAGCAAAACUUCCAUUCUACCCAAUAUCCUGGAUUCAAGGAUUAAGUCAUAGGAAUUUACCUGGCGAUGAUUAUACAGAUUGCUCGUUUAUUUUCUUAUACAUUUUAUGCACAAUGAGUAUAAGGCAAAAUACUCAAAAACUAUUAGGGUUUGCACCUUCUAGAGCAGCCUCUAAACAAGGUGGUGCCUUAUUUGCAGCCCCACCAGGACAGUUUAAAUAA